This is a messenger RNA of Eutrema salsugineum, 1260 nucleotides long. RefSeq lists its product as uncharacterized. NCBI's taxonomy places the organism in Eukaryota, Viridiplantae, Streptophyta, Magnoliopsida, Brassicales, Brassicaceae. Bases 1 to 1260 code for a protein of 419 amino acids. The record is from RefSeq and is a predicted model, not a curated record. The transcript has 2 exons.
AUGGCGGCAUCAUCAAGCAAUGAUCGAUUGGAUGAUGCAUAUGAUGAUGCAGUAGAUGAUGCAUUUGAUGAGAAGUUGGAAGCCAUGUUCAAUUCGCUUGUCAAACAAAAUGAAGAAAAAAUGAAAAAGAAAAAAAGAGCGUACAUUGAAAGAGAGCGUGAAAAAGGCCACUUGCGGUUAUGGAAUGAUUAUUUCAGUGAUGAUGCAACUUAUCCGCCACAUAUUUUCCGACGACGAUUUAGAAUGACCAAAGAUUUGUUCAUGCGUAUUGUCAACCGACAUGCCAAUGAGGUUCCGUACUUCCAGCAAAGAAGAAAUGCCACCGGAAGAUUAGGGCUAUCUCCUCUACAAAAAUGCACGGCAGCAAUCCGUAUGAUGGCAUAUGGUACCGCAGCGGAUGCAGUUGACGAAUAUCUCCGGCUCGGUGCUAGUACGGCAUUGUUAUGCUUGGAACAUUUCACUGAGGGUAUAAUAUCCUUGUUCGGAAAUGAGUAUCUAAGAAGACCCACAGCUGAUGAUCUUCAACGGUUACUGAACAUUGGAGAGGAACGGAGCUUUCCCGGAAUGAUAGGAAACAUCGAUUGUAUGUAUUGGGAGUGGAAGAAUUGUCCAACUGCAUGGAAAGGACAAUAUACACGCGGGUCAGGAAAACCGACAAUCGUUUUAGAGGCAGUUGCAUCACAAGAUCUUUGGAUAUGGCACGCAUUUUUUGGACCUCCAGGUAGAUUAAAUGAUAUUAACGUUCUUGAUCGUUCACCAGUUUUUGAUGACAUCUUGCAUGGUCGGGCUCCAAAAGUGAGAUAUUCGGUAAACGGUAACGAGUACCGUUUGCCAUACUAUCUCACAGACGAAAUUUAUCCUAAAUGGGCAACAUUUAUACAAUCAAUUCAUCUUCCUCAAGGAGAGAAAAACAAAUUAUUCGCAACAACUCAAGAAUCCGUCCGGAAAGAUGUGGAGCGGGCUUUUGGCGUUCUUCAAGCCAGAUUUGCAAUAAUAAAAAAUCCGGCUCUUUUUUGGGAUAAAGAAAAAAUUGGCAAGAUUAUGCGGGCCUCUAUCAUAUUACACAAUAUGAUAGUAGAAAACGAACGACUUGUCUACAUUCGAUACAAUUUAGAAGACUUCCAUCAAGAUGAAGGAAGCAGAAAUUCGCCUGUUGAUAUAAGCGUAUUCUUGACAAAACGAAACGAAGUCCGUGACAACCAGAUACAUGAACGAUUAAAAGAGGAUUUAAUAGAAAAUAUUUGGAAUAAAUUUGGUUAA